AUGUUAGCAUUGACUACAAAAUUUGUGGCUUUCCUGCUUCAGUGCCUGAAGAAAAUCGAGCACAGAGAGGCUGUUGGAUUUCUCACUACACAUGUGAUGGAGCAGAUUGACAUCACACUCCAGCCACAGAGUCAGCGGGUACCAGAGGGAAGUCCCGUGGUUCUGAGCUGCAGAGCAGUUGGACCUAUGGACCUCACCUACCAGUGGUUCAAGGGCAAAGAUGAGGUGCCAGGAGGCAAUGGCCCAGAGCUGGUGCUGAAUCCUGUUAGUCCGGCUCAACAGGGCCCCUACAUCUGCCGUGUAAGUUCUGGGGACAAGUACGUCUUCUCCAACUGGGCCCAUGUGCGUCUAGUGAGGUCUGGAGGCGCAAGUGCAGGUUCCAGCUACUUCCCUUCAUCAGCUAGUGGGUUGUAUGUAACUCAGCAACCUAGGCCUCAAGUGUUGAUGGAGGGAGACACUCUCUAUCUCGAAUGUACUGCUCAGGCCAACCCUCCUCCCCAGUUCCAAUGGUAUCUUAACAAACAGCCAAUGCCAAACUGUACUAGAAGCAUCUUAAAGAUUCCAUGCAUAACCACAGCAGACAGAGGUACAUAUACUUGCAAGGUUUACAACCUCUAUCAUGAAGCGUGGAGUGAUCAGGUCCAAGUAAACAUCGGUCCUGGUUCCUUUUCUGAUGCUUCAUGGGAAGCGCCUAAAGUAGGUGCUCCUGAUGCAGGUCCAAGGCAAAUUGGUGAUUGUUGCGCCACUGAUAAGGUAGCACUGCUUAUUGGGAACAUGAACUACCUGCAUCACCGGCAGCUGAGAGCUCCCAUGGCAGAUGUGCAUGAGUUGACAAACCAUCUACGCCAGUUAGACUUUAAAGUCGUCUCUCUGCUGGACCUCAACUGGCAGGAGAUGCAUAGUGCUGUUACGGAGUUCUUGCUGCUGUUGGAUCGAGGGGUUUAUGGGCUGUUGUACUUUGCUGGUCAUGGCUAUGAAAACUAUGGGAACAGUUUCAUGGUACCCAUCGAUGCUCCAGCCUCUUAUACCUUCAAGCACUGCCUCUGGGUGCAGGAUGUGUUACAGCGCAUGCAAGAGCGCCAGACGGGACUUAAUGUCUUUCUAUUGGACAUGUGUCGGAAACGAAACCCAAAUGACGAAAGCAUCCCACAACCUGGCCCCUUGAGAGUGACAGCAAACAUAGUGUUUGGCUAUGCAACGUGUGUUGAUGCCGAAGCAUUUGAAGUAAAUAAAGACGAUCUCUCUAAUGGAAUCUUCAUGAGCUUCCUUAAGAAAAGACUGAUGGAGCCAGAGAAGGUCACGGUCAUACUUGACAAAGUAGCUGAAGACAUGGGAAGGUGUGAAAUCACUCGUGGUCGGCAGGCUCUAGAGCUGCGCAGUAAUCUCUCGGAGCGUCGUGCCCUGACAGACAGCAUUCAGGCUCCAGCAUGCCAAGUCACAGCGUCAACGCGAAACUUACAGUGGGCCAUCGCUCAUGUCCUCCCAGAGAGCUGCUGUCUUCAGUUCGAAUGUGGUGUCAAGGUACAGCUAGGUUUUGCUGCAGAGUUCUCCAAUAUCAUGAUCAUCUACUCUCGGAUAUUGGAGACUCCUAAAGACAUUUUGUCCUGCUCUGCUCAGCUCUCUGAUUUUACAGAGGGUCCUGAAGUAGACCUGAAGCACAGCAAUCAGGAGAGUCUUCGCGAGGCUGGCAGCUUACUACUGUCCAUGGAUGAUCUACUGCCUCUGGAACAGCCUCAGCUCUUCACUCGUAUUAGUGCCCUGCAAAGGCUCAAGAAAGAGCUCUCGUUUACUGUUUGUAUACACUACAAGUACACUAAUCUGGAUGAAGAGGUCUUGGAAGAGCAAAGAGUCAGUGUAGGCAAACCAUUAGUGUCAAAACUCAACCUCCACGAGCCACGACUCUCUCACACCUCCUCCUCUGACCGACAAAUCUCCAGUAUAAUGGAAUCUUCAUCCUUCAGUGAAAGCUUCAGAGCUAACCUGCCCAACUUAAACCCUUCCUCCAUCGGAUCUGCAUCUACAUCCUGGUCCUGCUAUCAAGGACCCAUGGAAUCACCCACAUUUUCUAGCUUAAAGAAUGAACCAGAGGAAACCAUAUGUCCUGAGUUCCUUGAAGCCGAAGAACCUCUCGCCAUCAAGAGUUUGCCUAGCGCCUCUUCUCAGGAGCUCCCAUUUAAAUUUAGCAACUUACCAAAUUCCAUUUAGCAAGAAAGUGUUCAAAGCUGUGCAUCUUGGAUGCUACAGUGUAUGUUACAGUGUGA
Messenger RNA from Sinocyclocheilus rhinocerous, 2261 nucleotides. RefSeq names its product mucosa-associated lymphoid tissue lymphoma translocation protein 1 homolog. NCBI's taxonomy places the organism in Eukaryota, Metazoa, Chordata, Actinopteri, Cypriniformes, Cyprinidae. The transcript has 16 exons. Gene Ontology annotation, molecular function: cysteine-type endopeptidase activity. The coding region runs from base 1 to 2205 and encodes 734 amino acids. The record is from RefSeq and is a predicted model, not a curated record. Gene Ontology annotation, biological process: proteolysis.